Lodderomyces beijingensis is the source of this 327-nucleotide messenger RNA. NCBI's taxonomy places the organism in Eukaryota, Fungi, Ascomycota, Pichiomycetes, Serinales, Debaryomycetaceae. The record is from the annotation of a GenBank genome assembly.
AUGACCCACCUCGCGCCAUCCACAAUUGAAACCAUAUCGAAAACACUCUCGCUAUACAAUACGCUCCCGCUAGCCAAAAUUUACAUUUUCUACAACAAGAAACCACGACUCCAGUACGUGGGCUCAUAUGCCGUAUCUAGCCACGAUGGUGACGAUAAUGAUAAUACAGAGGAGGAAGUUGAGCGAGUUGAGGCGAUGGUUCGCGAGCUUGAUCUCAGACAUGGUGAGAAGUUGAUUGAUUUCAGUUUUGAUGGCGACUCGUAUGUUGGCCAUUUGAAGGGCGAUUUUGUUUUUGUUUAUUUUUUGGUUGGUCUGACACCGAGGUAG